GAUCUACCACUACCACCACCACCGCCGCCGCCGUCAGCAGCUGACCACCACAACCACUACAACUAUGGCCUCUUAUUUCGGGAUCGACAAAAUAUUCAAGGCCCUUAGGAUCAUUAGGGACCAUGGGGGCAUCAGGGCGUCUCUAUACCAGCUAUACAGGGUGGAUGACCUGAAGGAUGGCACUUUGGUGGGUGAAGAUGCUAUGGGCAACAAAUACUAUGAAAACAAACAGCUGACUUUGGGCCGCAAUCGGUGGGUCAUCUACAACCCGAGUGUCGGCACUGACUACGACGGCUCCAUGGUGCCAGCCGAGUGGUUUGGCUGGCUGCACCACAAGACUGACCAGCCCCCAACCAAGGUGGCCCCCACUUCCUAUGGCUGGCAGAGUGGACACCAAAUGAACGUGACAGGCACUGCAGAUGCUUACAUGCCCUACAGCACCACCAAGCCCAAGGUGGAGGCAUGGACUCCUCCCAAGGCAGCAUAGAACUUAGCCCUUCAUCUCACACUCUCAUCCUAUCCCUCUCUACCAAGACUAGACUUAGACUGGGUGGUUUGCUGUGUUCCUUGGUGUUGUCUACCAGCUGUCCUCAGAGUUCUGUGUAGGAUAAGUAGGAUAAGGAGGAGAAAGAAAGGGUGAUUGGUAAAAUUUUUGUAUUGUCUGUGGAAAAAUUCUUUGAAGCAUUUUUAGGUGAUGAAGAGAUGCUGUGUUGCAUUGUGUUGUGUGCUGUGCCAGAAUGAGGAAGUAAUUGACAGAUGUGUAUAUGAAGAAUAGGCUGAAGGCAAGUCUAGCACCAAACUGAUCUAACCUAGAACUGACAAUCACCCAAGACUGAUAUGACUGCAUAAACUACUAUUUGUCAUCAAAGCAGAAAAGAUACUGUUGUUUUCUUUGGUGGUGAUUGUCCUACAUGGAGAGUUGAAGGAUGCUGGCUAUGACAACUAACAGAUAAAAGGAAAAUUGCAAAUGUAAAUAUGUACAAUAAAAAUAAUAAAAUGGUUUAUGUUAAAAACUUUA
Molecule: messenger RNA, 1018 nt
Organism: Scylla paramamosain (green mud crab)
Lineage: Eukaryota; Metazoa; Arthropoda; Malacostraca; Decapoda; Portunidae
Gene: ND-B17.2
Product: NADH dehydrogenase [ubiquinone] 1 alpha subcomplex subunit 12-like
Exons: 4
Coding region: 65-487 (140 amino acids)
Biological process (GO): mitochondrial respiratory chain complex I assembly; response to oxidative stress
Cellular component (GO): membrane
Source: RefSeq, a predicted model, not a curated record